AAAUCAUAGAAAAUCGGCGCCAACAACAGAGACGUUCCGUUCGCUUGAUUGCACUAUCUAUAUAAUUGCAGCUUUCCCUGCCAAAAACAAGAGGCCGAGCUCUCACCAGUCACAAUCCUGGAAUCCAUCCUCUCCCUCUCGCAUCCUGUCCAAGAACCCCGGCGGCAGCAGCCAUGGCCGCGCGCGGCGGCGGCCUGCAGGGCCCUCUCCUCGGCAUCGGCGAGGACUCGCCGGCAGCCCCACAGGGACGCCGGAGCAGCCGGCCGUGGACCGCACUGGCCAUUGCCGCGGCGCUCCUCGCCCUGGCCGGCGUCGUGCUGUUCCUGAGCUCCGCGGGUAGGGGCGUCGGCGCUGCCUGGGACGAACAGAGGAGGAUCUCCGGGUCCGGCGGCGUGCGGCCGAGCCCGCACGAGGUGGAGUCCGCCGAGGGCGCGGCGGCGGCGGACGACGCGCGGUGCUCGGGGGUGGGCGCCGCGGCGCUGCGCGCGGGCGGGCACGCGGUGGACGCGGCCGUGGCGGCCGCGCUCUGCCUCGGGGUGGUGCACCCGAUGUCGAGCGGCGUCGGUGGCGGCGCGUUCAUCGUCGUCAGGGAUGCGGCCUCCGGCGAGGCCGUCGCCUUCGACGCCCAGGAGACCGCGCCAGCCGCGGCCACGCCGGACAUGUACGCGCGCGACCCGCCAUCCAAGUGCAAGGGCGCGCUCGCCAUGGGCGUCCCCGGCGAGCUCGCGGGCCUCCACACAGCGUGGUCGCGGUACGGCCGGCUCCCGUGGCGUGACCACUUCGCGCCGGCGAUCCGCCUCGCUCGUCACGGCUACGAGGUCGUGCCGUACGUCGCCCGCGCGCUCAAGAAGACCGAGCGGGAGGUGCUCGCCGACCCGGGCCUGCGCGCCGUGUUCGCUCCGGAGGGGCGGGUGCUGGCGGCCGGUGAGACGUGCCGCAACCCGGCGCUUGCAGACGCGCUGGAGCGCGUGGCCGAGGAGGGCGUGGCGGCGUUCUACGGCGGCCCCGUCGGCGAGAGCUUCGUCCGCGACGUCAGGGCCGCGGGAGGGAUCGUGACGGUGGACGACCUGAGGGGGUACAAGGUGGAGGUGAGCGCGGCCAUGCGCGCCGACGCCAUGGGGUACAGCUUCCUCGGCAUGCCGCCGCCGUCGAGCGGCACCGUGGGGAUGGCUCUGAUUCUGAACACCUUGGGAGGGUACAAGUCGCUCGAGUUCUUGAAGGGGUUUCUUGGCGUCCACCGGCUGAUCGAAGCGAUCAAGCACAUGCUGGCCAUCCGGAUGGACCUCGGCGACCCUGACUACGUCAACGUGUCCGGCAACGUCGCCGAGAUGCUGUCGCCGCCGUUUGCUGACAAAAUCCGGCAAAGAAUCGUCGACAACACGACGUUCCCUCCCGGUUACUACUUCCCAAAAUGGAGCCAGCUGAGAGACCACGGCACCAGCCACCUCUGCGUGGUGGACGGCGACCGGAACUCGGUGGCGAUGACGACGACCGUGAACUCCUACUUCGGCGCGCACGUGCUCUCGCCGUCGACGGGCAUCGUGGUGAACAACGAGAUGGACGAUUUCUCCGUGCCGGCGGCGCGCACGCCCGACCACCUCCCGCCCGCGCCGGCGAACUUCAUAGCGCCGGGCAAACGGCCCCUGUCCUCCAUGACGCCGCUGAUCAUACUCAAGAACGGUCAGCUCGCCGGCGUCGUCGGCGGAAGCGGGGGUACGGACAUCAUCGCCACGGUCACCCAGGUUUUCCUGAACCACUUCAUCGUCGGCUUGGACCCUCUGGCCGCUGUCCAGCACCCUAGGGUCUAUCACAGGCUGGUGCCGAACGUCGUGAAGUACGAGAACUACACGGUUGUUGACGGCGAGGUCAUCGCGCUGAGCGGCGAGGCGAGGGAGUUCAUGGAGCAGAGAGGGCACCGGCUGGAGAGCACGGACUCGGGAGCCGUGUGCCAGUUCAUCGUGCACGACCUGCCGGAGCCGGCCGCCUCGGGCGGCGGGAGAAGCGUCUUCCGCGGGAAGCUCACCGCCGUCAGCGACCCGAGGAAAGGCGGCAGCCCUGCAGGGUUGUGAGACGACCUGUGACCGCCGGCGAUCGAGCUGUUGCUUCGAUCCAUCUCCUCCAUGUACAUAAUCAUGAUUCACGCAUUGAUCCAUUCACACAGUAGAAAAAGAGGACAGAGAAUCCUCUCUUGGUUCAUAGCCCCAGAUGGGAAUCGAACUGCUUUUGUUAAGAAGACUUCUUUGUUUCUGUGAUUGGAAUGCUCUUACUGGGGAGCUAGUGUAAAUCGUUUGAACUUUGAUCCACCUUGCUCAAAUUUUUCUUC
Molecule: messenger RNA, 2323 nt
Organism: Phragmites australis (common reed)
Lineage: Eukaryota; Viridiplantae; Streptophyta; Magnoliopsida; Poales; Poaceae
Product: glutathione hydrolase 3-like
Exons: 6
Coding region: 174-2069 (631 amino acids)
Biological process (GO): glutathione catabolic process
Cellular component (GO): plasma membrane
Molecular function (GO): glutathione gamma-glutamate hydrolase
Source: RefSeq, a predicted model, not a curated record